AUGUCUCCUCCGAAUGAGAGCGAUGAUGUCUCUCGCAUCUCAGUACCGUCCGUGAUCGACAGUUUUUUGGCAAGCGACAAGACACCCAUGAGCAUACAAACUCUCCCGCAUGAAACCGCAGGUUUUCCCCAUGUUCUGCACACUUCGGAAUCAGAUAAGCAACAUGUGUCUUCGGCUGAUUUGCUUCAUGUCAAUCCGUUUGACAGUCCAACGCAGGUGUGUGGAAUGCAGGAAUACAACGUGUAUGCUGGUCAAGAUCUGCUGAUGCAAGCCUUGGGUAUGUCUCCCUCUAAUUUCAACCACAAUGAUUCGGUCUCAUCUCGUACAUAUCAUGCCCAAUGCUCGCCCAUGCUGCUGAAACCAUGUCCUGGUGAAGAUGACAAAUUGCAGUCGGUGAAUGUUCCCGAGUCAGCUGCUGACCUGCCUCGUGAGAUACGUGAGGCCGCAAGCACCAGUGCCACCACCAUACCCGCACCAUCGUCUAACACUACCUCGUCGGAAGAGGCUCCCAUAUGCAGUAAUUGCGGGACAGACAAUACGCCUCUCUGGCGACGAAAUCACAACAUGCUCUUAUUGUGUAACGCUUGUGGCCUAUACCUAAAAAUUCACAAGACACAUCGCCCUUUGCUUCUGAGGAAACGACAACAGCUCAAUAGCACACGCGCCUCUCAGUCACAAGACCCAUGCAGCGGACCAUCUUCUGGCUGCACAAAUUGUGGCACCAAAGUGACACCCCUCUGGCGCAAAGGCAUCAGUGGAGCUGUCUUGUGUAAUGCGUGUGGUCUGUAUCUGAAGCUCCACCAGUCGAACAGGCCUGUCCGCUACAGGGCAGACGUCAUCCGUAAGCGCUCGCGGUAUGAUAAUCGCGGUCGGAUCAGCCAAUCAGAGAUUACGUCCCCCUCGACUCCAGGCGCGGCGCCCAUAUUGCCUUUCCUCUCGGCGCACUUGUUUGAUCCUGAGACCACUCCCACGGGCUCCCAGUGGAACUCGUCAUCCAAAACCCCAGAUGAAACGCACACGGGCGAUUCUAGCAUGACGCCUAAUCCAUGUGGAAAUGUCGCAAGUGUAAGAAGAGUGCUUCAGUUAUCGGAUGAACCGUUUUCAUCCCCUGCUUCUAUUACAUGUUGUGCUUCUUCUGGUGCAUGUACGGGGCCUGUAUUGUUUAACGACUAUCAGCUAGACGAUGAUUCCGUACAUCAGGUGUCGAAUUCUGUCUCGGGCGUACACACUGAUGUCGACUCCACGCUGCCUUCUAUUCUACCCGAUGUGGAGAAGCAUUCCAUUUGGCCUGUGUUCCCAGCUAUGUGA
Molecule: messenger RNA, 1308 nt
Organism: Malassezia globosa CBS 7966
Lineage: Eukaryota; Fungi; Basidiomycota; Malasseziomycetes; Malasseziales; Malasseziaceae
Exons: 1
Coding region: 1-1308 (435 amino acids)
Biological process (GO): positive regulation of transcription by RNA polymerase II; negative regulation of transcription by RNA polymerase II
Molecular function (GO): DNA-binding transcription factor activity, RNA polymerase II-specific; zinc ion binding; RNA polymerase II cis-regulatory region sequence-specific DNA binding
Source: RefSeq, a predicted model, not a curated record